UGAAAACUGAAAAGUUGAAAAACCCAAAAGACUCAAACGAAAAACAAACCCACUCGAGACCCACUGAAAAUUGUUGAAAACAACGCGAGUGUCUGUAAAAUAGCACCCCAAUUUUUUUUUGCCGUGUAAGAGUGUAAGAGGAAGAGAAUGGAUCGGGAGCUGAACGGGGCGAUGAGGAGCGUGUCCAUAAAUAGCGCCCAACAGAAUGGUCACAAUAACGGUGUAGCUAAUGCUACCGCUGGCGUUGAUGAAACGGACCGCGUGGGCGUGGCACCAGGAGGCGGCGGCGUACUGAGCAAUGCGACAGCGACAAAAUCGCUGGCAACCACAAAUGUGGCUGGCAAACAACAACCCACAGAAACGCAAAAAAAUUCAACUAAAUUCCCGCAGAGCCCGCAGCAAAUUGCACUCUUGUCCGCUGCCGAGAAAACAAAGAUGGUGCACGAGUUAUGUCAGCAGCUGCUAUUGGCCGACGAUCAGGUGCAGGAGCUGUGCUAUCGCAUCCUACACGAGCUGCGCCGCGGACUGGCUAAGGAUACGCAUCCCAAGGCGAAUGUCAAGUGCUUCGUUACGUAUGUCCAGGAUCUGCCCAAUGGCAAUGAGCGCGGCAAGUUCCUGGCCCUCGAUUUGGGUGGCACCAACUUCCGGGUGCUGCUCAUCCAUCUGCAGGAGAACAACGACUUCCAGAUGGAGUCCCGCAUCUAUGCCAUACCGCAGCACAUCAUGAUCGGCAGUGGCACGCAGCUCUUCGAUCACAUAGCCGAGUGUUUGUCCAACUUUAUGUCCGAGCAUAAUGUGUACAAGGAGCGACUGCCCCUGGGCUUCACCUUCUCCUUCCCCCUGCGCCAGUUGGGCUUGACCAAGGGUCUCCUGGAAACCUGGACCAAGGGGUUUAACUGUGCAGGAGUCGUGAACGAGGAUGUGGUUCAGCUGCUGAAGGAUGCCAUUGCCAGGAGGGGCGACGUUCAGAUCGAUGUGUGCGCCAUCCUGAACGACACCACGGGCACCCUGAUGAGCUGCGCCUGGAAGAACCACAACUGCAAGAUCGGCUUGAUCGUGGGCACCGGAGCGAAUGCCUGCUAUAUGGAGCGCGUGGAGGAGGCGGAACUCUUUGCCGCCGAGGAUCCGCGCAAGAAGCAUGUCCUCAUCAACACCGAAUGGGGUGCCUUUGGCGAUAAUGGAGCCCUGGACUUUGUACGCACCGAAUUCGAUCGGGAUAUCGAUGUGCAUAGCAUCAAUCCCGGCAAGCAGACCUUCGAGAAGAUGAUCUCGGGCAUGUAUAUGGGUGAAUUGGUUCGCCUUGUCCUGGUUAAGAUGACCCAGGCGGGCAUACUGUUUAACGGGCAGGAUUCGGAGGUUUUGAACACCCGCGGCCUGUUCUUCACCAAGUAUGUGAGCGAAAUUGAGGCCGAUGAGCCGGGUAACUUCACCAAUUGCCGACUGGUGCUGGAGGAGCUGGGCCUGACCAAUGCCACCGAUUCGGAUUGCGCCAAUGUGCGCUACAUCUGUGAAUGCGUCUCGAAGCGGGCCGCCCAUUUGGUGUCCGCCGGCAUUGCCACGCUGAUCAAUAAAAUGGAUGAACCGACGGUGACGGUGGGCGUCGAUGGGAGUGUGUAUCGCUUCCAUCCCAAGUUCCAUAACCUGAUGGUCGAGAAGAUAUCGCAGCUGAUCAAGCCGGGCAUCACCUUUGACCUCAUGCUCUCCGAGGACGGUUCGGGUCGCGGAGCAGCGCUGGUGGCGGCCGUCGCCUGUCGCGAGGACAUACUCAGUGGCAAGAGGAAGUAGGAUCAGGAUCA
Molecule: messenger RNA, 1796 nt
Organism: Drosophila takahashii
Lineage: Eukaryota; Metazoa; Arthropoda; Insecta; Diptera; Drosophilidae
Gene: Hex-A
Product: Hexokinase A
Biological process (GO): glucose metabolic process; glycolytic process; intracellular glucose homeostasis
Cellular component (GO): cytosol; mitochondrion
Molecular function (GO): ATP binding; glucokinase activity; fructokinase activity
Source: RefSeq, a predicted model, not a curated record